Molecule: messenger RNA, 2677 nt
Organism: Uloborus diversus
Lineage: Eukaryota; Metazoa; Arthropoda; Arachnida; Araneae; Uloboridae
Gene: Pex5
Product: peroxisomal targeting signal 1 receptor-like
Exons: 15
Coding region: 209-2017 (602 amino acids)
Biological process (GO): protein import into peroxisome matrix, docking
Cellular component (GO): peroxisomal membrane; cytosol
Molecular function (GO): protein binding
Source: RefSeq, a predicted model, not a curated record
AAAAUAUUAAUUGGCAUCAGCAUGGGACAUGUUUGUGAUUUCUGCAGCAGGAAAGGUUUGAAGAUAGAAAUCCAUUACAUCAUCUUACGAAAAUUUUGACUGCGAAAGGAUUUUCGAUCAUGAUAUUAAAAGAUGAUAGAGGGUGGAUAACAAUUCAAAUACACAUUUCGUGUGACAUUUGAUUGUUUAACCCUGACUUCUUUUCAUUAUGGCCAUGAGAGAUUUGAUUGAUACCGAUUGUGGACUGAGUAAUCCUCUUAUGAAGGUUGCCAGCCACUAUACUCAAGAAAAGAGUCACCAGGCUGGGCAACCUUCAAGUGCAUCUGCUUCAGAUCAAUUGGUGAAGGAGUUCCUUUUAGAUUCAAAUGAAGUAGAAAGACAAGCUCCGGAUACAUUUAACAUGGAAGGAUUGCUUCACCAAAUGUCUGAAAUUGAUGAACUUUAUCACAGGUCACCAGCUCAAAAUAUUCAAGCCUUUUCGACUCCAAAUGAUUGGGUGCAAAAUUAUUUAGGAUCGCAUGACAUCGCUUAUGAAAAUAAUAGACUAAAUACACUAAAUCCUCUUGAUAAUACUUGGGCAGAAGAAUAUUUAAUCACCUCUGAGCAAGAUAUACAAAAUCAGCGUCCAUUGGGAAAUGCUUGGUCUCAAGAUUUCAAAGCUCAAAGCUGUAGUGAAAUUACAGAAAUAGCAACUGGCUUGUCUGAUUCUGUAACUGAUCCAAAAAUUUCAGAGUCAAAAUUUAUGCGUUUCAUCCGUAAAGUUGGUGAUGGGGAAGUUAAUUUGGAGCAGAUUGAGCAAGAAAAGAAUGCUGCUUCUAAAUCAGUUGCUGAUAUUUGGAGCGCAGAUUUUGCUACUGCUUGGUGUCGUCCUGUAGAGGGAUUAGAUGAAGCUUGGGAAAGUUCUUUACAAAAUGCUAAAGAAUUUAAAACAUUUACAAGAACAGAAGAUGAGAAGCAAGAGGAGGCAAAAAAUGAUGCGGAUUUUUGGGAUAAUCUCCAAAAAGAGUGGGAAAAGCUGGCUAAGGACGAAAAUGUAGAACAUCCUUGGUUGUCUGACUAUGAAACUUUUGAUCCAUAUAAGGAGUAUACGUUUACGAAUGAGAAUCCAUUUUCUGAAUGCAAUGAGCCUUUUGAGGAAGGUUUGAAAAAGUUAGCUAGUGGAGAUUUACCUAGUGCUGUAUUGUUAUUUGAAGCUGCAGUGAAAAAAAAUCCUGAACAAAUUGAAGCAUGGCAAUAUUUGGGUACUAGCCAAGCAAAAAACGAGCAGGAUCCGGCUGCAAUCGCAGCCUUUAAAAGAUGCUUGGAGUUGGAUCCCGAUAACUUAACCGCACUGAUGGCCUUAGCUGUGAGUUAUACAAAUGAAUCUAUGCAAGCUCAAGCAUGUGAAACCCUUAUUAGGUGGCUUCACAAAAAUCCAAAAUACAGUCAUUUAGUUGAAUCUACGCAUCUUGAUGAUACAUCUUCUGUAUCGUCUAUUCUCUCUAGUGAAAAACAUAAAGCUGCCCGAGAUAUGUUCAUAGCAGCAGCUCGAAUAAACCCCACAAAUCCAGAUCCAGAUAUUCAGAAUGGUUUAGGUGUUUUGUUUAACUUGUCUGGUGAUUACGAUAAAGCCAUUGAUUGUUUUAGAGCUGCUCUUCAAGUUAAACCAGAUGAUAGCUUACUUUGGAACAGAGUGGGAGCAACAUUAGCAAAUAGUAAUAGGUCAGGCGAAGCAAUUGAAGCUUACUACCGUGCUUUAGAGCUAUAUCCAGGAUUCAUCAGGUCUCGGUUCAAUUUAGGCAUCAGUUGUAUUAAUCUUGGUGCAGUUAAAGAAGCUGCAGAGCAUUUCCUGUUGGCUCUAAACUUGCAGAAUGCCGGAAGAGGACCUCAAGGUCUUAGGUCCAAAGCAGCAAUGUCCAGCAACAUUUGGUCAAUUCUACGUACAGUUAUGACGCUGUUGAAGAGGCCGGAUUUAUAUGAAGCAAUCGAUAGAAAAGAUUUAGAUUUGCUCAACAAAGAAUUUGGAAUGGAACCUUAAUUACAUUCAGCUAUUUAAACCGUAGUCUAUUCGUCUUAGACUAUUUGAAUCUCUUUUACUGAAAAAUAAGUUAUAAAUGCCAAUGUAACAUAUGCUACUCCAAAGCUAAUUUUUUUCCAAAGACUUUGUGGAUUAGAAUUGUUUUCUUAUCUUAACCCACUGCAAGAAUUUCAAAUUGUUUUUCAACUACUGUAUUUAAGAGAUCCAAUUUAAGUAAUAAAUUUUCAUUGUUUUAUAACAUUUUGUGCUGAUCUCUUCCACAAAAUCUAUUUUUCAAGCAACUUAUGAGAUUGGCACAUUGUACCAAAAUUUAUUUUUACUUUUAUUUUAAUAUCAAAUAUGUACAGGGCUGUAUGCAAGGGGGUGGUUUAUAGGGUUCAAACCCCCUCCGAAAUUUUUCAUCCAAAAAAAUACCUUCCAUUAUUUAUAUUUUGGUGACAAAAAUAAUAUUGUUAUUAUUAUUAUUUUAAUUUUAUAUGUGAAAUGGAAUUAGUAUGACUGAAAAAUUGCACAAACUCAUUGUAUGUUGAUGGUAGUUUACGGUAGUUAUUGAGAAAUUCAUUUGUUAUGUAACAAUAUGGCAUUUUGUAAGAAUAUCCUCCCUCCAUUUAGAUAAUCUAUUGUAACAGAAAUCAAUAGAAUACACAUGAAACCAAAUUU